UUUUUCUCAAAUUACUUUAGAUUGUUUCUUCAACGCGACGCUGCACUUAUUAGAUUCGGCUUCUUUACGCUUAAAAGUUUGAUUUCAGUCGGAUAACGUCCUGAUUCAAUUCCUCUUAGCAGUUCAUUCCAUAUGUUCCAUUGGCAAUAAGAUUGAAACAACUUUAAACGAGUUGCAGACUGCGCUAGAUGCGAAUGAGAAUGAUAAUCAUGCUCUUUUUGCAAAUAUGGCCAAUGCUCUCUACAAAAUGGCUGCACGAAACAGGACAGUACUAGCCUUUUGCAGAGAGCUGCUAGCUCGGGCGAACAAGAGAUCGCGACAUGCCGAAUACGUAGUCGAUGAGCUACGGGUUGCCAUAUCCCUCGAAGAUGUCAGGGAGGUGUCAGCAAAAAUGAAGGAACUUAUGUUGUUAGACAGCGAUGAUCCAUAUGCCACACUUGCGGUGACAUUAUCAAAUCUCAUGUCUGGUAAACUGAAUGAUGCGUCGGAUCAGCUGACGUUCAUGAAGGAAGCAAAUCCUCAUGUUACCGAUUUCGCCAUCUACUACUUUGCAAGUGCAGUAAUCGCCAAAUACAAGGACAAUUCGUACGAGAACUUUAUGCAGAUGACAAAUGAUGCAAUUAUAGCUCAUUUCAACAAAAUACAGGUA
Messenger RNA from Strongylus vulgaris, 649 nucleotides. The record is from the annotation of a GenBank genome assembly. Lineage: Eukaryota; Metazoa; Nematoda; Chromadorea; Rhabditida; Strongylidae.